Molecule: messenger RNA, 989 nt
Organism: Drosophila elegans
Lineage: Eukaryota; Metazoa; Arthropoda; Insecta; Diptera; Drosophilidae
Gene: Fer2
Product: twist-related protein 1
Exons: 5
Coding region: 89-943 (284 amino acids)
Biological process (GO): developmental process; regulation of transcription by RNA polymerase II
Molecular function (GO): DNA-binding transcription factor activity, RNA polymerase II-specific; protein dimerization activity; RNA polymerase II transcription regulatory region sequence-specific DNA binding
Source: RefSeq, a predicted model, not a curated record
GCGGAAGUGCGUAAAGGUGUCGGAAAAAAAAAACUUUUAAUUUAUUAAAUUAAUAGAAUAAUCUUAAGUAAGGAAAGUUCAAGAAAAAAUGUCGCGAAACCAAUUGCCGGACUCCUCUUCCUCACCACCCAUAAGUCAUUUACCCUUUCACAACUUUGACGAUGAUCUGAUUAACGAUCUGCCCUCCUGCAUUUAUGCGGGCCAGCAUCAGGGUGGAAGCGCCACCGGAGGAGGCGGCGGUGGGUCAGGAGGAGCCGGUGGCAACUCCGGGCUACGUCUCAGCUCGAAUAAUCUACGUCACAUCCAACAGCAUUAUAUGCAGCACAGCGGAGAGAACAUGCUAGACUCCUCAACGAAUCCCAUGGGGGUGCACAAUUCCGGGGGUGGAGCACCCCUGAUGUGCAACAGUCCCAGUGCCAGCAGCAGCGGAGGAGGCGGCGCCAACGGAGGAUCAGCCACUCCGGGCGGAGGAAGUGGCCCCAAUCCCGGGUACGGAUCCGUGGGAGCCACAGCUGCGUCCAACUACAAAAUGCAGCGACAAGCGGCCAAUGUGCGGGAAAGGAAACGCAUCCAGAGGUCCGCCCCAACUGGGUACACCAAAUGUAGCAUCAAUUCGGCCUUCGAUGAGUUAAGGGUCCAUGUGCCCACUUUUCCGUACGAGAAACGUUUGAGCAAGAUCGACACUUUGCGCCUGGCCAUCGCCUAUAUAUCCUUGCUCCGUGAAGUGCUCCAAACUGACUACGACCCAUUAACCUAUGUGGAGAAGUGUCUGCGGGGGGAGAUCAAAGCGGAUCGGGCUAACUGGAAUACAAGUGAUCUAACAGCACGCCUCUCCUGGAUCAAUUGGGAGAACCUCGGCGUCCAUCCUGGCAGGCGAACGCUGCUCACAUCACUGGCUUUAUCCUCGGAUCCUCUGUGCGGUGCCCACUGUGGAAUGCCAUAAAUAUAUUCUGAAAUUCAUAGGCUUAGCCUGUCGACUGCUUAAAGCA